Molecule: messenger RNA, 14474 nt
Organism: Podarcis lilfordi (Lilford's wall lizard)
Lineage: Eukaryota; Metazoa; Chordata; Lepidosauria; Squamata; Lacertidae
Source: the annotation of a GenBank genome assembly
AAACCGUCGGAGGAGCGAAAAAAGGCGGGAAAGCGGGAGGGGCGCGCGCGAGGAGCCUAAAAAACCCCGCGUUUUGCUGAGAGGAAAAAGGAUUUUGAAAAGCGUGUGGGAAUCGCUAUGAAAUAGUUAAAAAUAAAAUAAAAGACUACAGUCUGCAUAUAUGAUGUAAGGGCGUCUGUUUUAAAUAAAUGAAUAUCCCUGAAUGAAUAUUAUUUAAUGUAAUGAGAGGUCGUCUGCUUACAAGCACGGCCGUCCUAAACCGCCCCCCCCCCAUGGCAAAAAAGCCCCAUCGUGCGCUACAUGGCUUGGCGGUUUUUAAUCGCCUCAAGUCAGACGUGGUCUCUCAGGAGGGCUUCUCCAUCUGAACUUUCCCCCAUUUUAUAUAUUACACUCCCAUCUCUAUCGUAAACCUCAGGGCUGCUGCUGCCAACUUCCCAGCUGACAUUUGCAGCUGGGCUCUUAAUGCCCAGAGGUUGGUGGAUAAUAUGCGAGCCUUCCCUCAUCCUAUACUUUUCUUACAGAUGCUCCCUGCCAUGGGCAUAGCCAGGAUUUAUGUUGGAUGGGGAGAGAACACUAUCUGUGCUGGAAUUGUUCAGUUAGUUAAGGUUUUUGAAAUUUAUUUACUCGAUUUAGUGUGGGGAGCAGCUGCGCCCGGCCCCAGAUGUGGAUGAACUACAACUCCCAUCAUCCCUAGCAAGCAUGGCCAAAGACGAGGGGUGAUGGGAGUUGUAGUCCAGCAAAUAUCGAGCCAGCCAAAGUUUCCCCACGCAUAACCUAUUUGUUGUUAUUUAGUCGUUUAGUCUUUUCCCGAUUGAAAUUGCCCCCCCCCCCCCAGCUAUUGACUCCACUGAGGGAGGAAAAACAACAGCGAAGCUUGGUAGGGACGAGGGGAGCAAAGAUUCCACAUUCCUGGUAUAAGACAUAAUAAGAAUGCCCAGAUGGGAAAGAGGAGCCAUGUUCCUUUUUCCAGGUAGCUUUGGGGUGGGGGGUUUCUUGCUGGGUUUUUUCGUCCUAGGUGCAGCUUCCAGAAGGGCACCAAUGAGGCCCCCAGCCUGUGUGCCUGUGUACAUAAAUGUGUGGGUCGUGUGUGCCAAACUGGGUCUUUGAUGCGGGUGAAAUAAAGCCUAGCUUCGCCCUGCCAAUGGCGGGUGGGUGGGCCAGAGGCAAAGGUGCAGCAGAUCUGAGUCUUGCCUUUGAGCAGUAGGGCAGUUUCUGCACACGCAAAAAAGACAAGAGUGUUCCUGUGCAGACCCACACAUUUCUCCUUCCUUGGAGGUUUUUAAGCAGAGGUUGGGUGGCCGUCUGUCAUGGAGGCUUUAGCUGAGGUUUCUGCACUGCUGGGGGUUGGAUUGGAUGACCCUCGGGGUCCCUUCCCACUCUACAGUCCUCUGAUUCUCUAUUUAUUUAUUCCUUAAAAUUUAUAUACUGCUAAAUGGUUAAAUGAAAAGCCUCGGUGAUUUUAUCGUUCACUCAGGCAAGCAAGAGGCAUGCACGGUCGUCACAGGUCAAAAACACAUUUCAGCCAGGCCAAGAACACUCUGGGUUGUAUCCAACUCAGUUCUACUCAGAGUAGACGGAAAUGAAUACAUCGAAGCUAAUCAUGAUCAUUAAUUUCAACGGACUCUACUCUGAGUCGAGAGCUGGUUACUGCCCUCAAGGAGCGGGCAGCGCAGGGCAGAAGAGGUUUGGUCCCGCUGGGGAAAAAAUACAACCAAUAAAAUAAAACCUAAAACUAUUAAAACUCUUCAUCUGUGAUAUUAGAGGCAACAUAAAGCAUUUUAAUAACAAAUAUGUAUUAAAUAAAUAAUGUAUUCAUUUUAAACCACGUGGGGCAUUUUAUAAAAAGAGAGUCUACUCCCAGGAGCAACAAAUCUUUUUACAUGAUCAGUCAUAAGUUAAAUUUAGAAACUGGAAUUUCUCACCAAAACACUGUAUAUACUAACACAACAUUUUUAACAACAGGUGACUGAGAAAGAACAGGAAAUAUGGCAACUGCUCAGAAGCAAAGAACCUCUCUGGUAUAGUUCCAUUUCAAAAAUUUAAUUUCUCUUACCAUUUAAUAAGGGGUUUUUUUUACAGUAAUUAUAUGUUUAUGGUAACCAUUGUGUUUAGAUCAAGUCAGUAUGAUGCACAGAAGGUUGAAGUGAGUUAGGCAUUUGCAUAUUUAUUGACAUAAUAAUGUGUAGAGCUAUUCUGAAUCCAUGCUCUUCUUAAUUCUUUCUUCUUUACCUUUUAGAGUGCAAUAAUAUUUCCCAACAAAAUAUCAACUGAGCAGCAAUCUCUAGUAUUAGUGAAAAGACUGCUGGCAAUAGCUGUAUCCUGCAUUACCUACCUAAGAGGGAUAUUUCCAGAAAGUGCAUAUGGAACAAGAUAUAUUGAUGGUAAUGGCUUUUCCAAAAAGAGCAAACUUUCUCUGUAGUGUAGCUGAUAAAUACACCAGACUGUGAUCUUCAGAAGUUACUACAUAGUGAUACCCCAGAAAAAGUACCUGAGCUUUAAGCUAUUAUUAUGUAUUUACUUAUAAACAUUUGUGACCUGCUUUCCAGCAGAAUAUCCAAAAGCAGAGUGCAAUCUCAAAAAACAAUAAAACCAUGCAAUCAAUAUAGGACCAUCCUUAAAAUAUGCAAAAACAUGUAAUCAAAUAAUUACUGUAUUUGAAGGUGCAGGGUUAUUGUUGCAAACUGCUGUUGAGUGAUUCUCCCUUUCCAUUCUGUGCUUGUGUAAAGAACAGAAAAAGUUGUCAAUAAUAGCGUCAUCAAUGUUGCAAUUAAGAUUUAUCAAAUGUAUUUUGAUUGUAUUUUAAGACCUCUGUGUGAAAAUACUGCGGGAGGAUAAAAACUGCCCUGGCUCCAGUCAGCUGGUGAAAUGGUAGGUUUUUUGUGGUUUCCAUUUUGCAAAUAAUCAGAGAAUAGGUCCUUACCGCAGGGAGCUUACAGUCUGUAAUUCAACAUGAGAAAACAGAUGAAGGGAAAUGGAGGCAGGUUUGAACGAGGGAGCGAUAGGUGACAUAUAUGUACUUAGGUUUGGUACUAUGUGCUUCCCCCAUCCGCACUAUACCAGUGUUCAAAACUCCCAUUGUUCUAGGCGCAUUUUGCGACAGGGAAUUUAAUUAGCGUGAGCAGUUUCUGAGCUCUGGGCACAGUACUGUGCCUAAGAUUUCAUAUUAAAACGGCAGAGUGGAAAGAAAGGAGGACCUUUUCCUCCCCACUUCCAGCCACUCUCUGAAGACUGGAGAUGAGACCCUCUUAAGAAUAUUAGGGGUGUGGGCAGGGGAAGGACUAGACCAUGUGAAAAAUGAACAUAAUAUUUUAGCUGCAGUUCAUUUCCAGCUUUGUAUUCUCGUUAUUAAAAAAAACAUGCCAAUACUUUCCCUUGUUGCACCCAUAACCUAGAUUUAAGGUGCCAUUUAGCUCCUAGCUUUCUUAUCUCAGUUUCUAACACUGCACUAUAAUUUAAAGCAGUAUCAUACCACUUUAGACAGUCAUAGCUUCACCCAAAAUAUCAUUAGAGCUGUAGUUAAUUAAGGGUGCUGAGAAUUGUUAGGAGACUCUCCGUCCCGCCAUAACCCUCACAGAGAUUCUUAGAGUUCCCUGGCCUGGAAAGAGGGAUUGAUAUUUAAACCACUCUGGAAAUUGUAGCUCUGUGAGGUGAACAUUUCACUGGACUCUUUGAAAGAAUCAAUGACUGUUUAAAAUGGUAUGAUACUGCUUUAAAUGUAUAGUACAGAUGAGGGAAUGGAAAGGCUAGAAUUUAAAGGAAGUAAGAGAGGUGGCAUGAUGGGAAACAGUUCCAGGCUUCAGAAGGACUAAGAGAAGAACAAAAAUGUCAUUUGAGAGAGAGCAGAAGAACUUCAGACAUUUCAGAGUGAUAGAGCUGGAGGAUAAAUGGUUAUACUGUAGGUGGGGAUUUUUCUGGGGAGAAGAGUGGAAUGAUAAAGGGGCUUGUGCAGGAUUCAGGAGUGGAGAGGAAGGCAUUUCAGAGAUUUAAGGGACAGUGAUGUGGCCAAAGCAGAUUUUGGCUUCAGGGUGCUGGCUAGAGAUGAAAGUUGUGUGUGUGUGUGUGUGUGUGUGUGUGUAGUUGAGGAUUUCACUCAGUGUAAAUAGGAAUCCAAUUGCUGUCUUUGUCAGGCCCAUAAAAUAAUGGUAAGCAUUUAAUGAAUAAAAGCAGGGUUGAAAAAUUGCACAAUAGAUACAGAUGAAUGGGAUUAAAAAACCCAAAAUGCAUAUAUUUGUGUGAAGCAGUAGCAUUUUAUGAUUUUUACAGGAUGCUGGGAUGCUAUGAUGCACUGCAGAAAAAAUAUGUAAGUUAAAUAUGGUUUUAUCUUUAAUGAGUAACUGUGCGUUCACAGAUUCAUCUUAGCAAUUUUCAUUAUAGUAAACACACUAUAAUGCUUUUAAUUUCUAAUUUAUUUUCUUUACUGUUUUGGGUAAAUAGCUCAGAUUAAUCGUCUUAGCGGUAAGUUUAAUAUAUAUUUAUACACGUCCACAUUUCAAAAUUAAUUAAUACUUCAUAUGCUGUAUUGUAUUUGGUAUUGUCCUGAUUAUGUUGUUUAUCUUUUAAAUACAGGUCUACACCAACCAGGAUGAUCCUCAGGUAAGUUUAUGAUUUUGCAUUCAUAAGUGCACAUUAUAUAUUGCAGAUGUUUUGUCCUGAAUCAAUACAUACUUUUUGUGAAGAGACAUGCUGAAAGAGACACAUGUCGACAAAUGUGGAUUGUAAGAUCAUUCAGUGCAUCUGACAGUGACCACUAUGAAAGAUCAAAGGACACCUCUAAUAGAAAUCAUUAAACAGCCAUUUGAAGGGAAUGGUUUCUGAAAUUUACUGUAAUUGGACUAUUUUCUCACCAUCUCUACAUUCCAACACCACCUCCUUUUUCAAACAGUAAUCUGCAACCAGCUUUAUAAAAGUGGUGGAUUCAGAUUGGGAAUACAUUGUUUGGGGGGAAACCAGCGGCUGCGGUCCUCAUCUAAUUCAUCCCCUUGGCUAAAGGGGUAGGGUGGGGAGGAAACUUCAGGAGAGCCAAUCACUUCUUGUCGAGUUUGACUCUUCCUUUCUUUGGGAACAAGAGAAGAGUGUAUCAAGUGUAUAUUGCUGAGGUGGGGAACCUGUGGCAGUCCAGGUGUUGCUGGAAUACAACUCCCAUCAUCACAGAUGAUUUUCCAGGCUGGCUGAGGCUGAUGGGAGCUGGGAGUCCAACAGCAUCUGGAGAACCGCAAGUACUCUUUCCCAGGCAUAUGCCUUGCCACAGAUAAGGAUAAAAAAAUCCAGCCACUAGGUGUCACUCUUCCUCUAUUUGAUGUGAUAAUUAGAAUAAUAUUAAAGAAGAUGAAUUCUACAUAUUAAAUGUUGCAGCCCAGACUUUAUGGCAAUCUUUUCUCUUAUUAUUUGCUUCUGCUGACCCUAAUUCCAUUAGAAAAGUGUGCAUUGUUUUUUAAGAAAGAAUAUCCAAAUGAUCACAAAGGAACGCUGGUAAUGAAAAAGGGAUUAAAACUGGAUUGCAGUACUUAGGCCAGCAUCAAAUCAAACUCCAUGAUGAAGGACAUUCCAUUUUUUUAUACUGAUGUUGUUUAAAGAAAGUGGAUCUUUCUUCCAUGAAAGUGAAUGGUGCAGGGAAGCCUUGAAACAAAUUGCUGGUUUGGCUUGUGAAUUGACAGUUUGGGUGGCCUGGACACCCUGGAUUAACAUCUACUCUGGAUGAAGUCUAUUUAAAAGAGUCAAAUCCAGCCUUUCUGUCAUCAAAGGCUCUAAAAGAGAUUUCAGUCCAAUGAGUGGUAUCCAGCUAGGUUGAAACUGAUAUACAUAAGUUAGUCAUGUUGAUUAAUUUCAGUGGGUCUAGGACCAACACCAGAUGCAACCCAUUGCGUUCAGUACUGCAGUUAAGUAUCCAUAUUGCUUGUUCACUUUAGAUACAAUGAGUUUAAAAGUAUUAGCUAUCAGUAUACAUUACUACUGAGAGCCAAAGUGCUUAGAUUCAGAUUGUGGAGACCUGGAUUCAACACCCCACUCAGCCAUGAAACUCACUUCAGGACCUGUCACUCUUGUUCUGCCUAACCUACCUCACUGGGUUGUUAUGACAAUAAAACAGGGGAAAGAGAGCCCAUGUCCUUCACCCUGAGCUUACUGGAGGACAUUCAAAGGCGGAGGAUUUGUUAGGCUUGGUGCUGCAUUCUACUUGCUGUUUCCAAUUUUAGGCCCUUGAUACGUAACUACUAUGUUUUGUGUUUAGACUGUUACAGAGUGCUACCAAUUUAAGUUCAAAUACAGCGAUCAAGGACCAUCUAUGGAUUUCACAAGGUAUUCUCUCCUCUCCUACCCCACUGUUUUCAUCAGGCAGUUAUACGAGACAUUUCUCUGCCAGGCUGUUCUUGCAAGCUGAGAAAAGCCAACAUGUAUUCUUUGAUUCUAGAAAGUGGAUGUUAAUAUGUCCCUGUGUUCACCAAAGAGAAGGCAUUUAAUUGCUGCAGAACAAAUGCUCAAUAACAAUCAGCCCUCAAUUGGUUUCUAGUCACAUUUAUUAGAAAGGCUCAGGAAAUAUUAUCAAAUAGGAAAUAUGCAAUUUUAUCGGUUCCCAAUUUCUCCUGUUCCUAAUGGAUUUGACUUCCAGAAUAUAGAUACAGUACUCUAAACAAUUGUCUUCAGCAUUUUCAGCCCAUGACCUACCUUUAACCCAAACAUGCAUUUUAAAAUUUCUUAAAUACUUUACCAUGUGUUUGUAUGUGGGGAGUAUAAUGCUACCAUUGUUAUCUAGCUUAGAUCAGGCUCAGAGUCAAUAGUGGGUCCUGACUGCUUUAAACCAUGGUGGGCUGGGGCAUGUUGCUUAGACAGAUGAGGAGAGCGGAGGAUGGGAAGAAGGAGAGUAAAGCCACACUUUGUGGGUAAGGGCUAGGGAUGUAAGAAGGCUCCUGUGUCCAUUUCCAGUAUUGCUAAUAGAGGCACCAGCUGUCCUUGCUUUCAAAUAAUGGAUGGUUUUGUUUUUUCUAGUAAAAACAAUGGAAGUAAUUCCAACAACACGUGCACAAGUACUAAGAAAGCUAGUAUCCUGAUGCUACGAAAGAUUUAUGUCCUGAUGCAGAACCUGGGCCCUCUGCCUGGUGAUGUCUGUCUGACGAUGAAGCUGUUCUAUUACGAUGAAGGUACCAUUUCAAAUUUUAAUUCUGUUCAACAUCAAUAUGUCAGAAUAAUUGCUGACGAAACAAAUGUUUCCCAUUAUGGAAUAUCACCAACUUUCCUUUUUAGUUACACCUCCUGAUUACCACCCUCCAGGAUUCAAAGAGGGUCAUUGUGAAGCAGUGGCAUUCGAGGGGGAGCCAAUGUACCUAAGUGUUGGUGAGAUCCCAACCCCUUUUCAUACGAUGAAAGUUAAAGUGACGACGGAAAAAGAUCGAAUAGAGUGCAUCGAUGCAGACUUAUUAAGGCAAGGGAAGGCAUUGACUUCCACAAAGCUACAGCAUCUUGAUAGAAUGGAUGUAAGGGUUUGAAAUUUAUUUUUUAGUUUUGUAAUGAUGCAUGGAGUUAUUAUUUGAAAUUUUGACAGUAUUUGCAUUGCCUAUCCUUAACAAAAUGCUUUUACAGGUACAUUUCAGCUUUGUUGAAGACGUUCUUGUUUGUGUUCUUUACACAGGAAGAUUUUAUUGCAGAAAACACAAUGAGGGAGCAGCAAAACACACACAGGGUUCCUCAUACUAAAGGUACACAGAGCAUAUGUUAUUUAGGAGUGUUUUGCUUUCAUAUUGGUACAUGGUGAUGUGUUCUCCAUGGCAACACCUUUUCUGCACACCUCUUUAAUUUUAUGAAACUGUGCAUGACACUCUGCUCAGAACUUGGGUUAGAAGAUAGGAACACAGGAAGCUGCUAAAUACCAAGUCAGGCUAUUGGUCCAUCUAGCUCAGUAUUGCCUACACCGACUGCCAAUGACUUUUCAGGGUUUCAGGCAAGAGGUCAUUCCCAGCUCUUCUUGGAGAUGCCAGAGAUUGAACCUGGACAUCAGAUGUUCUACCACUGAGUUACAACCCUUGCUUUUAGAAACCUAGGAAGCUGCCUUAGACUAAGUCACAUUCAUUGGUUCAUCUAGCUUAGUACUGUCUACACCAAUGGGCAGUAGCUCUGCAGGAUUUCAGGCAGAAGUUGUUCCCAUGCUUACCUGGAGAUGCCAAAGAUUGAACCUUGGACCUUCUGCGUGCAAUAUGUGUGCUUUACCACUUAGCAAUGUCCUUUCCCCCAAGAAUGAACCUUCCCACAUGUUUAGACUACUUUCACAUCCUGAACUUGCAAUGACAGCAGGGGAGGAAGGACCACAAUCCUCACAGUUAAUAUCUCCAGCAGUUUUUGUCUCCUUAGCAACUGCCUGCACCUUCUGGAGGAGGCUGCCUCUCAGAGAAGACUAGAGCCUUGUCAAUGUAUCUGUCAAUCCUCUUUUAAGAACAUUCUACUUAUGUACAGAAAUAUAAACUCUUUGUUUAUUCAGUGUUCUGAGAAUUUGUACAAUUUUCUUCCAAUGCCAUUCCCAGAACUUAAUUUAGUGUGUGAAGAAGAUGAAGACAUGAGGAUAGAAGAUAGCCAAACUUUCUCCAUCAAUAGUUCUCAGGUAUAAAGCUGCCUUUUUAUUCUGUACCAAUGUUUGGUUCUCAUUUAGUUUUUUGGAUUUACUUUUUUGUGGCUGGAUAAAUGUUUACUAGAUUUAACAAGUGCAACACAAUCUGACAAUUAGCGGAAGAGUUCCUGCAAAAUGUAUGUAGAUAUUGUUUGUAUGGGUGUAUAUUUGGCAAAAUCACAUACAAAACUGUGUAGAUAUGUUUGUCCUCAUUCCAAGAGCCCAAACCAAAGCUGUUCUCUUUUAAAAAGCUGUUCUCUUUGUUUGUUUAACUGUUUUUAGGUGGAACAUCUAAUUAAUAAGACAUCAGAACUUGAAGUAGCUGAGGGAAAGACCCGAAGUGGAAGGAAGUUUAAAGGCAACACAGUUAGUGUCAUUUUUAAAAUAAUUAACGAACUAUUCUGUUGCAUGAUCUGAAUGAGAUAAAAAAUUUAAGGGAUGCAUAACUUAGAUUUUUACAGUACAAAUCCUGUUCUUUAAGGCUUAGCUCAGUUUUCAGGUUACCUCAAUUUUGCUACUGUUGCGCAAGUUGCAGUCAGGAUGAUUAUUAAUUCUAUUAUUUUUGAUAAUGUAUUCAUUUAUUUCCAUAGCAUUCCCUCCCCCAAUAGUACUCCAAAUGCAUUGCCUUAGUUAUCCUCCCAGCAAGCUUGUGAUUUUCGUAAGGCCACGUGAUAAGCUGCACAGCUGAACCUGGAUGCGCAGCAUCACAGCCCAAUUUCUUCUCACAGUUUCAUACUAAGCUCUUUGAAAAUAUUUGAUUUAGGCUCCAGUGCCAAUGCCAUGCCAUUGCCGUGUUCACGUCCGGCAUGUUUGGGCACUAACUAAGGGCUCCUUCAGAUGCUCUAUUUAUUGAGCAUUUAUUCUGAUUUGUUUGCAGGGAGAUUAUAUACCUCUUCCCAUCAAAUGAUCAUUCAUCCCACACUUUUUUAAUGCAUUUCCCCAUCACGUUCCUUACCACAAAGGGUCUGCUGUCUUUUUAAAGUGGAUUUGUUGCUCCAGAGUGCUUUAAAUCAACUUAAAUUGCAUAAAACUAAAUUCCUGAUAUGCCAUUGAAUCCAUCCCACAAAAUAAUAACAGUCUGGAGGUAACCUAAGCAUUUAUUAUAAAUAGUAGUAGCACCAGUAGGGCAACAUAUUCAUUAGGUAAUUUUCAACAAUAAAAUACCAGAGCUUAGGCUUUGUGAAAGAUAGACAAAGCUAUUGUUGUCCACAGCAAUAUUUUGAGGGAGGUAAUGUUAAAAAUGUAAGAAGCUGAGUUUUGUACAAGCUGCAGGACUAGAUUACUACAAGUUUUUGAUAGCUUUUGCUUCUAAGAAGGCCUUGGACUCUGAAACCUAGGAAGAAAGUUGCAUGAAACCAUACAACCCAGAAGGUCCUGCUUUUGAGCUGAAAAAGUUUUGUAAAAAUUUCAGCUCAUCUCUUUUACAGACACUGUGAGGGACCAUCCCCACUCUCUGUCCAUCAAACUAAGGUUGUUUCUACCCUCACUCCUCUCCUAGUUUCGCUCUGUUCAGUACAGAAACAUACCUUCGUAGGCAUCUGCCAGUUGCUUUACUGACAUUUUCACCUUAUAGACAUUGUGGGGGAAGAUUCCACCAGAAUCAGCAUCUUAGGAAAUGCCCUUCAGAUGUACAGCGGUGAAAGUAAAUCAUAAUGUUGUCAUGACCAAGCUAAGACUUGCCCUUACUGUCGCCACUCUUAAAGAGUCCUUCAUUAAUUUUUUAACACACGUUGAGGAAGAGUAACAGCCUACGGAUGCACAGCACGCUCCUUAAUAGCCAUCUGCAGACCUCUCUCCUGGAGCUAACGGUUCUUCUGUCUCUGUCAAGGGUGACAAGGGAGGCAGCAACAAAAUUCAGUUAGCAGCAAAGUGUCCCAGAGAAACCCAGAAGAGAAGAAACUCAGAAUCGGGCAAGCCAGUAAGUUCUUUCCAUGCAUUAUGAGGAAAGUAACAAGAGUUCUUGCUGUGGGUGCCCCAUCUCCAGUCUUUAUGAAUCCAACAUUUCUAUGCAAAACCAGAAGCCUUGGUUUGUCACUGUUUUUUGUUUAGGGGCAAUUACAAUAUUGGAAAAUUAGGUGAUUUUAUAGGGCUGUCGUCCACUGUGUUUUCACUCAUGUCAGUCCUGUUGAUUUGAGUGAGACCUGCUGUGCAACCUUGCCCUAGGCAUGUUUACUUGGUGAAGUCCCACUGUGCUUCAUUGGGGUUCAAACGGUGCCUAGGACUGUGGCCUUAAGUGGACAAAAUGAUGCCUUCAAUUGCAGCCAUUAUAGUGAACAAAUGAGGCUGCACAGAACAAAAUGUGGUUUGUGGAGGUGGGAUGUGUUUCUUUCUUCUGGAUUCUUCCUCCCAGCUGGAGCCUCUGAAGGUGCAGACGGUGCUGGCUGUCACCCAGUCUGCAUCUUCAGAGCUUCCGUUUCACAGGCAAGGAGGCUGACCAGAGCAGAAACAGCAGUUCCCAAAGUGAGAAAGAGGCAAAUAACCCAGGGAUGCCCAAACAAUUGCUGAGAGACAGUUUAAAAUAUAUGUCUCUUCAAUACAACUUGUGCAAUGAGGACCCUCAACAACCACUUAUGUUGUAAGACAGCUCCAGAAACCAGUAUGGUGACAUCCUUUUCCUACACACAAGUUUUUGCUUUUUCUGGACUUGCUGUUUUUGGCUCUGCUAGUUAAAGUUUGGUUGGAGCUAAGGUAUUCCUGGCAGGUAGUGAGUUCUAUGGCCUACUUUUUCAUAACCUGUUUACCCUGAGAUCUAGGACAAUGGUGAGUAUUACCUGCUGUUAGGGAUGGGCAAGUCUGACAGUUUUGGUUUCCCUCAAUUCCCCUCAUUUUUUCCAGCCUUCAGUUGAUUUCUCCACAUUUCUACAUCUCCAAAGACUGAAUGGAGAGAUGGUCGGCUGGAGCCUUCACUACCUGGUCUUUGCUCUGCCCCCCAGCCGGCAGCCGAUUGGGUAGCCGGGGAGGGGGUGGAGCAACAGCCAGCAACUAAAGGGGGUGUCACCCUGGCACGGGAAGCCCAUGCCAAGUCACAAACCCCACCCACUGCUUGGAAGAGUGAGCGUUAAUUGUGAAAUUCUUUUUUAAAGUCCUCAUGAAAAUUUAUCUGCAUUUCAGUGCCAAUUUCUUCUAAUAUACACAUUUGGGUGGCGCCUAGGAAUUGCCGAUCAGAAGGUCGGCGGUUCGAAUCCCCAUGACGGGGUGAGCUCCCAUUGCUUAGUCCCAGCUCCUGCCAACCUAGCAGUUCGAAAGCACAUAAAAGUGCAAGUAGAUAAAUAGGUACCACUCCGGCAGGAAGGUAAACAGCGUUUCCAUGUGCUGCUCUGGUUUCGCCAGAAGCGGCUUAGUCAUGCUGGCCACAUGACCCGGAAAAACUAUCUGUGGACAAAUGUCGGCUCCCUCGGCCAGUAAAGCAAGAUGAGCACCGCAACCCCAGAGUCGUCCGCGACUGGACUUAACUGUCAGGGGUCCUUUACCUUUUUAUACACAUUUGCAGAAUAUACACAUUUUUGCAAAGCAAUUUUUCCUAACAUAAUGCUCUUUUGUAUGUUCUUUUUGACUAAUUUGUGCACUUUUAUGCACUUUAUCCCAGUAUGCCUAUUUUUGUGUAUACUGGGGCAAAGUGCACAAAAGUGCACACAUUUUUGUGUAUACUGGGGAAUAUCUGUGCAUAAUAUGUGCACUUUGCCACAGUGAACACAUUUUUUGUACACAAUACUUGGCUGGAGAACAGCACUGCAAAAUCCAGAAAAGGUGGGGAAAAUGUCAGGCUGGAUGGAUGCAAGGCAGGGUUCAGCCUGUGCUCUGGGGAACAUGGAGCUCUGAGCUUUCUCCAGCAAGGAGAACAAGCUGAAACUGAGACCUUAUACAGUGGUACCUCUGGUUACGUACUUAAUUCAUUCCGGAGGUCUGUUCUUAACUUGAAACUGUUCUGAACCUGAAGCACCACUUUAGCUAAUGGGGCCUCACUCUGCUGCCGCGCCACCGCGGUGCAAUUUCUCUUCUCAUCCUGAAGCAAAGUUCUUAAUCCGAGGUGCUGUUACUGGGUUAGCGGCAUCUGUAACCUGAAGCGUAUGUAACCUUGAAGCAUAUGUAACCCGAGGUACCACUGUAUAGCAGUAGUAGCAGCAGCAGCAGCGAUAGCAGUGGCAGGGACAGUCUAAUUGAUAUAGCCAUCUGUGCUGCAAGAUGCUGCUCUACUUAAAGGACCCGGCCUUCGGCACUGGUCUCCUACUGUGAUAAGCAGGGGAGCUACAGGCCUUUCUGAGUCUUCUCCAGGGGAGUCCUCUGAGACAGAAUGGCAGUGCCACAUCCUCAGGCUGGGGUAGGGGCACACUGGUGCAGCAGGUUCAUCUGAGAGUGCUUCUGGGGCUGGCCCUGCAUGCCCUUUCCCCUUCUGCUUCAGAGUCCUCGUUCUCAUCCCCUACAGAUGAGGAAUCUGACACCAGGGUCAUCAAUGACAGCCUGGUGCUGGUGUCAGGCUUUGGGGUGGGUGGGGGGGAGGCUGAUUUACAAUUUUCUCAGUUAAAGUGCAUAGUUCCUAUUUGAUCAGAUAGAACUGAAAUUCCCAUUUGAUCAAUGACAUAUCACAGAUGCAUGGUUUAUAGGGCAAUUGUAGCAAACCCUUCACUGAAAAACCAGCAGAGAGGACAAAAAGUUCUUUGUUCUCUGUAACUCAGCAUUAUUGGGCUCUACCUGACAAUAUUUAGGUGCAUUAGAGUGAGUAAGUCAGUAUGUUGAUUUUAAUGGUUCUGCUCUGAGUUUGACUAAAUAAUACUUCAUUGUCUUUUUAAAAAAGGUUUAUCAUCUUGAGUUCUUUUCUGGUGAAGACUCAGUUCCCAAACGGAGAAAAAUCAGUGAACCAAAGGAGCGGAUUUAGAUAUUGGUUUUCAAAUGUUUAUUAUUUCCCGUUUCCCCCCCCUCCCUAGAAUGUUUUUCUCAUUAUACCUAGUAUUUUGAUGUUUUAGAGGGGGUAUAGUUUAACCUGUUAAAACCAUCCAACAUUUUUCAGUGCUUUUAUUUGCAGUUAAGAGUACAGGCUUUUAAUUCAGGUACACGUAAAAUCUAGUCUUGUAAAUUUCACUUGUCAGCGUGGAUAGAGAGCUGCUGCUUUAUCUGAGGCCUGAUUUAAAUGUAAUAUUGGGCAUGCAAGAAAAUAUACCCAUGUGGCAUUUCAUGUAGUCAGGCUCACAUUAAAUUUGGGACUCUGAGCUGUUACCUGUACAGUGUGCCCGGGCAAUGAAUCUCAGGUGUGCUUAAUGUUGCAUGCACAGGCGAAAUGAGACCCAACAGCAGUUUAAAUUGGGCCAGAGGGAAAUGUCCUUAAGAACAAACUAUGAUAAAUUGAUUCCAAAUGGAAAAUUUUCAGGUAAUAUUAUUACUGCCAUGCAAAUUAAAAGAAGGAAAAAGCUAAAGGUUUGCAACUCAACCUCCUAGAUUUUGGGACUGCAACUCCCAUCAGUCCCAGGGCUGAUAGGAGUUGUAGUCCAAAAAAUGGGGGUGGGGGUGGGACACCAGCUUGGGGAAGGAUGUUGUAACCAGUAGCCUCAUCCACAGAAAAAGUUAAUCACAUUUAAGUACUGUGGAAUGAGAUGUCACAAAAUUGACUUAAGCCCCAUGGAUUCCAACAGUUCUUAGGUACAUCUUACUUUCUCUGGAGCUAGCAAUUAACUUUUAAAGCAUUUGUUGCUUUGUUUUCUGUUACUAGAAGUGUUAUAAAAAAUGUAGAGAAAAUGUUUAAAAAUUUUAUGCUAUAUAAUUCUUGAAACAUAAUGGAAGUAUGACUCGAGAACAUAUUGAUUUCUGAUUAAAUGUUUAUAGAGGUCUGCAGUGCAUGUGCUUUGUUUUAGACCUUCAAAUUUUACAGCCACAAUAAAAUAUUUACAACUUG